Messenger RNA from Erinaceus europaeus (western European hedgehog), 1041 nucleotides. RefSeq names its product nociceptin receptor-like. Gene Ontology annotation, cellular component: neuron projection; membrane. The record is from RefSeq and is a predicted model, not a curated record. Gene Ontology annotation, molecular function: neuropeptide binding; somatostatin receptor activity. Gene Ontology annotation, biological process: neuropeptide signaling pathway; cellular response to glucocorticoid stimulus. The coding region runs from base 1 to 1041 and encodes 346 amino acids. The transcript has a single exon. Lineage: Eukaryota; Metazoa; Chordata; Mammalia; Eulipotyphla; Erinaceidae.
AUGGAGUUCGGGCUGGAGCCCAACACCUCAUCCAUCUUGGGACUCUCAGCCUCACAUGAGCAGGCACUGCGACUCACCUUUGCGGGCCUGUGUAGUCUCAUCUUGCUGGUGGGGCUGCUAGCCAACGGGCUGAUGCUGCUGGUGGUGGGCCGUGGCCCCAGUGCCCCCCGCCCGUUGCUUGCUCUGACCAACAGCCUCAUGGUGAACAUCACGCUGUCCGACCUGCUCUUCCUGGUUUGCGUGGUUCCUGUGCUGCUGCUCAGCUUUCUACAGCAAGACUGGUGGCUGGGCCCCACCAUCUGCACUACAAGCCAGGCUGCCAACAAUGCCACCAUGUUCUGCACCUUCUACAGCAUGGUGGCCACAGCUCUCCUGCGCCACAUGGCUGUGGCCUGGCCUGAUGUGGCACUGCCAGCCGGCCUGGGUGCCCGGCUAUUGCUCUGUGGGGUCAUGUGGGGCCUGGGCCUCGUCGCCUCACUGCCCAACUGGCUGUUCCAGGCAGUAGUGGUGGAGGAGGGCGGUGCGGCCUGCCUCCUGCUCCUGCGCCCUGAGCAGAUCUCCUGCUACUUCACCCUGCUGGGUGCUCUGGCCUUCCUGCCUUGCAUGCUGGGCCUGGGCUGCUCCUUCGGACAUGUGAACUGGCUUCUACGGGUACAACCCCGUGGGCCCUUGGGGGAGAGCACCCAGGAGCAUCAAGAGAAUACAGGGCUCAUUCUCAUCGUGCUGGUGGUCUUUGUGCUCAUGUGGGGCCCCUGUUCUGUGAUGGGGUACAUGGCAGCUGUGGGGGAACUGCCAGAAUCACCGGUGGCUUUUGUGGCCUCAAGCUUCUGCACCAUUCUGGCUUACUCCAACUGUGCUGUCAGCCCCAUCCUCUGCUUCUACCUCUCCCGCCCCUUUCGAGAGGGGCUCAGGGCUAUCUUCUGUGGGCCCAGAGUGAUCAGGCAGCCCAGGAGUGGGCAUGGGGUUGCCAUGGAGACAGAGCAUGACCAGCCCAAUCAACACAGGACCCCUGGAAGCACAUGGGGCCUGGCAGGAGUCUGA